Bursaphelenchus xylophilus (pine wood nematode) is the source of this 1848-nucleotide messenger RNA. The record is from the annotation of a GenBank genome assembly. Lineage: Eukaryota; Metazoa; Nematoda; Chromadorea; Rhabditida; Aphelenchoididae.
AUGACUGUAGAUCGUCUCUGUAGUGUCUACAUUAUAUUUCUGACAAUAUUGUGUGUUGUAUUUGCUGGAGAUUCGAGUAAUAUCGAAUAUACGAUCAAUGAUUACAAUUACUACAACUUGUCAAAUGGAAUCGAUCACAGUCGAAAAUGUAAGUAAAAAAGAUUUAAGAGAAUGAUGUGGAGCCUUCGUACAAUUUAACAUCCCAUAUUGAAAUGAGGGGGUGGUACGAAACAUCACUUUUCCUAACUUUAAUUUUAAGGCUUAUUUUUAUCAAAAUUUUAAUAUUUUUCGAUAUAACAGGUGUAGUAAUAAGUAUAACUUUUUUCCGCAUUAAAUAUCCUUGUGUUUGCACGAAGCGUAUUUUAAACUCCUCUUUUAGCCUUUAAAUGUUCUUACGAAGGAGAAAGAUUGACCUUGGAUCAGACCUCCAGCGGCCGAACUGACGCCAAUUGUUACACGUGUAUUUGCAAGGUAAGAAGGUCUUUACAAUUGAUACCUUUUAUUGACUGUUUUCCCAAACUCAGAGAUUCGAUUUUAAUAAAAUUACCUCAAAAAUCCAUCAAUAAUUUUCAUGUCAUCUUAUCUAACCUUUGACCUUAUAACAACAAUAAUUGACGUGUGCCGGGUCAAUUACCGUGCCCUGGACAUACGAACCACUUGUUGGGUUGGCUAGGUUGCAUAAUCAUUUGCCUGCCGGAGAGAGACCUAACUAAUCGAUGUGAAUUUUUGAUUGUUACGUAAAAAUAUAUAAUUGAGUGCUUGUUAUAUGCAUAUCAGAGCAAAAAUAUCAUUUAUUUUACUAUGAAUAGCCGUAGUUGUUAAGAAGAGAACCGUAGGCUUUUGAUGACAUCAUUUGUGACAAAAAUUAUUACUAGAGUCGCCCUCUUUCAGGACAAAAAUCUGCUCUGCUCUCGAAAGGAGUGCCCGGUCAUCAGCUCAUUAUGCCCGCUGAUUGAGCCCAGCGAAACGGAUUCGUGUUGUGGGGAAUGCAGUAAAUGUAGGAUGAAGAAUGCGAAAAGUAAACAACAUGGAGCGAUUUGGGCGAGCAAGGAGGACAAAUGCACCAGAGAGAUGUGCCAGGUAACGUGUCUAACUUGUUGAACGAGGCGUUGAGCCAACUUCAUGCCAAAAUUCGCCAAGAAAGGUUACAUUUUUGAAAAAAAUCUGGUAGCGCUUGGAGUAGUUGCCUGUCAGUAUGUAAUAUACUUAUAAGAAUACAAUUUCAAAAAUAACAAAAAAUUAUAUCAUCAUUUACAGACAGGAAUAACAACUCUCAGCCGGAUGCAUUGCAUUUCCGACUGCGACAGCCCAGUCAGAAUGCCCAAGGCGUGCUGUCGUCUCUGCCCCGUUCAGAAAUCGAGGAGAUUACAUUUCGAUCCAUGUGUGAGAUGCGAAGUCAUUUGUAAGUUGCUAUAAAAGCAUGAAAAGUUAAGGCUCUUUACUAUCAUCCCCAAAAAAUUCUUCAAGGGCGAAACAAUCGUUAUUUGGUCAAAAAAUAAAGAACCCGGACUUCAUGCUGUAAUUUUAGUUGGUCUUUUCGAGCAGUGCUUCAAGCUGGCCUGUCCUGUUCUAAACUGCCCAAUAGAUCAGCAGGUUCAACGGAAUGGACAAUGUUGUCCCGAAUGUUCGAAGCAAAGAAGAGUUUAUAAAGUGGAGGUGAGUUGGCAGCCGAAGGGAGAGAAUUGGAGACAACUCUUUUUCAAAUGUUUGGCGUUCUGUUUCGGGAGUUUGUGUUUUUCCCAGACAUGGAAAUCGGCCGAGCUUUUGCAAAUCAGGGCAUGGAUCCCGAUGAAAAGAAGGCCCGGCCCUGCUAGCCUGGCUGCCAUGUCAGGCAAAAGAGCAGUUUAA